Molecule: messenger RNA, 1883 nt
Organism: Apis florea (little honeybee)
Lineage: Eukaryota; Metazoa; Arthropoda; Insecta; Hymenoptera; Apidae
Gene: Con
Product: leucine rich repeat protein connectin
Molecular function (GO): protein binding
Source: RefSeq, a predicted model, not a curated record
AUGGACGGGAGAAUCCCCACUCUGAGUGGGGCAGUCUCCAAAGCGCGGGCUAAGGUUCAAGUUGCAUUUUAGAUGCGAACGAACGCACGUCGUUUUCGGUUAGUGGUCAUGAACUAAGUUUCGUGAAAUUUGACAACUUCUGCGAAGGAAAACAGGAUCGAGUGAUUAUAAUAAUUUCGUUGUGAACUCUACGAUCCAUAGAGUUGGAUCCGUUCGAGAUGAGACGAUUAUCCCGGCUGUUUCUUCAAAUCUUGUUCCUCGUCUCGAUCGUAGCCUCGAGUUUGUCGGCGUCGACGAGGUCUCGAGGGGGGAAGAAGAAGGUCGCCAAGGAGGUGAAGGACGCCAACAUAUGCGAGAUAAAGGGGAUGCAGGCGCCCAUGUAUUGUUAUUGCAACGACAACGAGUUGAGAAACGCCACGGACGCAACUUGCGUCAUAUUGAACCCGUUUACGAGCAACGAUCCGACAUGGAACAACUUCGACUCGCAGAUCUACUUGCAAAAGCUCAAGUUUGUAGUUCGAACGCCGAACGGGUUGGAUUAUAUACCGGUCCAGUUGCUCGCGCUGCUCAAGAACUUGCAAAUUAUCACGAUUCAGGACGCGAGCAUCAACGAAAUCGCGGAAUACGCAUUUUCAAAUCUGCCCAUGAUCACCGAUAUCAAUUUAAGCAGGAACUCCAUUUCGAUCCUCAGGAUGCACGCGUUCGAGAACAUGAAAAAUCUAACGGUCCUUUAUCUGAGCGAGAACAGGAUCACCGAGAUAAAUAGAGACAUAUUCGUGAAUCUGCCCUCCCUGAAGAAUCUCUAUCUAAACGAGAACAACAUCAAUACGUUGCACGACAAGGCGUUCAAGCAUCUCGCCUCUCUAAAGGAGCUGGACCUGUCCAACAAUCAGAUAAAGGUGAUCACCGCGGACAGUUUUCACGGGCUGACGAGUUUGAUCAGUUUGAAUCUGCGGGGCAAUCUAAUCGCCAUGAUCGGUGAUCGAACGUUUAUCGAGAUGCCCUCGUUGACGGAGUUGGAGCUGGAUCAGAACGAGAUCAAAUACAUCACGGAGAAAGCGUUGGACGGAAUGAGGAAUCUGAAGCAACUCACCCUAAGCGAGAACGAAUUGGUUACUCUCGAGCCGGAUUUCCUGGCCGGGGCACCGGCGGUCUACAUGCUCAAUUUGAGGGACAAUAAACUCAAGACCAUGACCUUCGACAAUAUCAAGCCCAUCGUCACCAACUUGUACAACACCACCAGUCAUUUCUACCUGAGCGGCAAUAAACUGAUCUGCGAUUGCAAACUAGCAUGGAUCUGGGGUCUGAGGAACGAGACGAAGAACGUAAAGCUGCGGGACUCUCUGGAGGAGCUUACUUGCUUCUUGGAGAGCAAUAACGCAACGCUGAAGAUGAACAGCAAGGAAGAUCUCGAAUGGAACGAGGCGCUCGAGAAUGCACGAAACACUGAGGAAUAUCGGAGCGGGAAUUCGAGAGACGGUAGUAUCGAGGACGAUGACGCUUACAUGGGCGACGAGUACGAAAGUAAAGAUGGAUACGAGGAUUCUUCCUCGAAUUCCGAUUUUCAACCAAAGGUACAGAUGGUGGAGGGUAAGCUGUGCUACGUGAAGAACCUGUUCGAGUUGAAACUGGAGGAGCUUCCGUGCCCGGAGCCCUCGAGGGAGGAUCUAAUGGCGUCCGAGCAACCUUCGAGUCGGCACGAGAACGCUCGCGUCGGUUCCUCGGGUUCCAUAUGGUUCUCAUCCUCGGCCGCUCUUAUUCGCCUUCACCCGUCCGUCCUUUUGUACUCUCUUCUCCCAAUGCUAUCGGUCCUGUUCACGUAGAAGCGGCUUUAUUCGCCACCAACGAACAGAUCGCCGGAAGGACGACCAUCCGUCUGCGAG